Messenger RNA from Austrofundulus limnaeus, 1513 nucleotides. Its product is annotated as CD82 antigen. NCBI's taxonomy places the organism in Eukaryota, Metazoa, Chordata, Actinopteri, Cyprinodontiformes, Rivulidae. Gene Ontology annotation, cellular component: plasma membrane. The record is from RefSeq and is a predicted model, not a curated record.
CCCGGACUCCUCGUUUCGGCUCAGAACCAGAUAAAACAAGAUGGGUAAAGGCUGUUUGACAGUGUGUAAAUACUUCCUGUUCCUCUUCAACAUCAUCUUCUUUCUGUUUGGCACCGCCCUCGUGGGCUUUGGACUCUGGCUGCUCCUGGACAAUCAGAGCUUCAUCGUUGUCCUCAAUGACUCCACACACGUGAAGUUGGCGUGUUACGUCCUGAUCGCCGUCGGAGCCUUCUCCAUGCUCCUGGGUUUCUUCGGCUGCCUGGGAGCCAUUUACGAGGUCCGCUGCCUGCUCGGCCUGUAUUUCACCUGCCUCCUGCUGAUCCUCCUCGCUCAGAUAGCAGCCGGCGUUUUCAUCUAUGUGCAAAAAACAACGCUGGAUGAUGGGAUGUGGGAGAUCACCAGGAAGGUGAUGGACAACUAUCCUGGGAACUCCUCCAGUGUGGAGCAGGCCUGGGACUUCAUCCAGAAGAACAUGCAGUGCUGCGGGUGGCGGGGCUCCGAGGACUGGUUCACUAAUGGGGUCAUCCGCAGCAGCGAGCAGCAGCUGUUUCCCUGCUCCUGUCAGAACCUCACCCUCGCCUCCAGGAACGCCUCCGACAGCGGCUUCUGCGAGGCCUCCGCUGACAACUGGCCCGUCUACCAAGUGGGGUGUGCCGCCAGCGUGAAGAACUGGUUCCUCACCAACAUCGGGGUGGUCCUGGGCAUCUGCAUCGGAGUGGCUUUUAUCGAGCUGCUCGGGAUGAUUCUGUCCAUCUGCCUAUGCAAACACAUCGGAUCAGAGGAUUACACUCAAGUGCCAAAGUACCAAUGAGAUCCGGACUCACUGGUCCAGGUGUAAAGUUAAAGGAUUCCCUUUGGUUUUAAUAAAUGUUUCUUGUUUUUGUCAGCCUAGUUUUCUUUAAGCACUUUAGAAUGUUGUUAUUUUGUUUAGGUUUGAACUCCAGAUCAGAGCGAUGCUGAAACCAAAAGAGAGAUUUCUAAAGUAACUGUGGCUUCCAGCUUUAGUUUCCCUUUCAAACGAUUGGCUUUUUGUCUGAAAACUGAAGGUCUGACAGGUUCAGUGUGUUUUCCUUUUUAUACACCAGUGUUCGGAGUAUUUGUGAUAAGUUUUUAAGAUUUUGUAAAUAAUUUUAGUGAUUACUUGUACGGUUUUGAUUCUACCAAACCUUUCUGAUGAUGUUUUGUUUUUAACCGUCUGGUCUCCAUGAGUUAUGAAGCAGUUUGACCUUCAGGGUUUUAUUUUAACUGACAUAAAUCUUCUUGUUCCUGGAACUSUUCUAGUUUACAACUGCAGCCGAUAUAAGCUUAACAAACCAGCUGAACUCCUAAAAUACAAAUAAUUUUUGUUUCAAACUAAAGUCACCUGAUGGAAACAGAUGUGUUUAUCUCCACUUCCUUCUGUCAGCAGGUGUAACCUGGUGGUUUGUGGGUGAAAAGGGUCUGUCUGGUGUUGUUAAUGCAUACUCACUUUGUUCUGUUUCAUUUUGUCRAUAAACUCAUUAAAAUCCUCUGA